Messenger RNA from Aspergillus ruber CBS 135680, 1595 nucleotides. RefSeq lists its product as uncharacterized. The record is from RefSeq and is a predicted model, not a curated record. The transcript has 3 exons. Lineage: Eukaryota; Fungi; Ascomycota; Eurotiomycetes; Eurotiales; Aspergillaceae. Bases 360 to 1310 code for a protein of 316 amino acids.
GGCUCGGCCCUCAGCGUCGUACCUGUAAACAAGUUACCAAUCAAUUCAUCCUCUCGAAUUCAUGGAGUGGGGCAUGCUGGCUAAACUCGCUUGCUUUUAAGCAAGCGAGUUUAGCCAGACCAACUUUCUCAGCAAUCCUUCGACAAAUCCAAGUCCGCCUUUCCGUAUGGGAAAAUUGCUUCUGCCUGCGAACAUAAGCGUUUGUACGUUUCACUCUUACCGAUCCUUGAACAUCCCUGGAGCUGUUUGUUUCUCCUUGUGCAGUAAGUCGCUGGAUGAAUUGAUUCUCGAGGUUGAUUAUUUAUAAGAAACAUAUCAACUCCCGUGCCUCUCGUCAUUUCACCCUUGCUCAGUCUGCCAUGUGCAACACGGAGGUUGUUGGAACACCUCACGACGAUGAGAGUGGACAAAAUAAUUAUAUCUUAGAGAACGAGAGGAAACGACUCCGUCAGCAUCUGGGGCUCAGCCCAGAGCCUGGUGGUCUAUCUGAUCCGCCCAAAUUCCAACCUUUGUUCUUCAUUGAGAAGGCACCUGAUUCUCCCAGGGGAGCCAAAUGCAAGCUUCCCAUAUGCGGCAAUAAUAUAUGGCCCAGAGAAUUACGUCUCGCAUUGAAUCCUGCGAUGGAUUUCGGUCAAUGGUACAGAUCGUCAGCUGACUUUUACCACAUACGAUGUUUUGAGAAAAUAGCCGAAUUUUCCCAGGCAGAUUUCCUUGAUCGAAUUCAACCGUUGACCCGGCACAACUGGAAUCUGAGAGAUCUCAAAGCGGGCAGUAUUUUGGAUGGCAAUUACCUCGUGCCUGGUGGAGUAGAGCGGCUAGUCCUGGAAUGGAAAAUAACCCUCGGGAGAUGGAUGGACAAACGCGACGGAGUAUACGAUGAAUUGAAAGAUCGUUUGAGCCCAGAAUUUGAUGCGUUAUUGCGUAACGCGGGGUCUGCAGGAUACCGGAACCAGGGGAUGCCAGAAUGCAUGGAAUGGUUCGAGUACAACAUUCUUUCAUCUGACCUCGCACCUUACGAGAGCGAUGGCCCUGGAGAUUUAGAGGAGUGGAAUUUAUUUGCAGCCUACCUUGACAAGACACCAGAGGCACUUGGAAAACCACACACAUUAAGCACUAUGCUCCAGCACUGGGAAAAUGACUUGGCCCUUGCUAGGAAAGAGGAACUAGAACUAGACGAGGCCCAGCGUGAGGCCAGACAUCAGCUCGGUGACAAAGCAGUCAGAGCCCUUAAGCGUCUGUCCAUCAUCCCAUUGCCUGAUACUAGUGGGAGUCAUGGUCACAAUGGCAAGCAGCUGCUUGGAUUCAAUUAGUUCUCUUGUGUAAAUGAUGCAAUCAAGAAUUUGCCUGUUGAGGUAUCGACAGGCCGAUCCUCUUAUGCCUCUGAGGAUUGUGUUCUCUCUUUGCUUGCGCAUUGUGUCACUUUAAAGAUCGACCAGGUCAUUGACCAGGGUCGUCCCAUAUGAGAGCUUCAUACAUUCGGCCUCACCGAUUUGUUGCCUUUUUGCUAGAAAUCUGGCAUUCAUGCUAUUUCUGAUUUCCUGAUAGAAAGAAUCUUCGUGACAUGGUUCUUAUCCAGGUCCCUGGAUCAGCUGGGU